Sardina pilchardus (European sardine) is the source of this 5928-nucleotide messenger RNA. RefSeq names its product NACHT, LRR and PYD domains-containing protein 12-like. Gene Ontology annotation, molecular function: protein binding. NCBI's taxonomy places the organism in Eukaryota, Metazoa, Chordata, Actinopteri, Clupeiformes, Clupeidae. Gene Ontology annotation, biological process: intracellular signal transduction. Bases 1398 to 5291 code for a protein of 1297 amino acids. The transcript is spliced from 13 exons. The record is from RefSeq and is a predicted model, not a curated record.
CAAACCAAAGCAGGAAAAUAACAUCACCACAACAUCACCACAAAGAAGGCAGCUUGUGACCAUAAUGCUCUGUGCAGGAGGUCGGAACAGGCUUAGCUAGUUUUCAUGCCAGUUUUCAUGCCAGCUAGUUUUCAUGCCAGAACAGGCUUAGCUAGUUUUCAUGCCAGGCUUAGCUAGUUUUCAUGCCUGAUAAAAUAUAGCUUCUCCUCUUUUCUCGUAUCUAGGGAGAAACACUUAGGAAUGCCUUUUGUUACUCACUAAGAUGCCAUUUUAGAGUAAAAUGAAGGACAAUAAAUAAUCAUGCCUUAGAUUAUGCCCAUGUACUGUACCUCAAUGUGUAUGAUUAUGUUUGAUACCUGUAUGGAGGCUAAGCAUAUUUUUAGCAUCUGGAUAACUGCAUGUGCAAGAAAAAACGAAUGUAAAAGUACCUUGUAAACAUAAAACACAUCCUGGCCCCACCCAUGUAGUAUCGCCACUCAUUUUCAUUUCAUGAAGUGAAACAAAGUCAAUUUGCUUUACAAAAGCAAAAGCAAAGAACAGUUUAUAAAAUCAUGAAAGGAGAAUAACUGUAUAGUUUUAAAAAUAGCAGUAUACAUGAAAUAGAAUAAUUAAAAUACAAAAUAUAGGGUGCAUUUAAUUAAAGGUAUAAGUGCAUUUGAUCAGUUAGCAAAAUGCAUCUGAGAACAGUUUGGUCUUCAGAAACUGGCAACAGUUGGAGCAUUUUUCAUGCCAUCUGAAAGUUGAUUUCAGAGCUGCACCGCACAGACAAAUCUGACAGUUUCCCAACAAAUAUUUCUCUGAGAUCUGAGAAGUCUGAAAGGUGUAUAUAGCUGAAACAUGUCUGAGAUAAUUCAGACUCAUCCCAUUUGUUGAUUUAUAAACCAGUAUCAGUGCUUUUAAGUCACUGAUAUGCAUGGCACAUGACACAAAUGAUCAGUUCACUUAUGUUAGCACCUACAGUAUGCAGAGUGCUUUAGUUUGGCAAUGGGGUGAUAAAAAGCUGAUAUAGCCUAUUGCUUUCAUGGCUGUUGAAAGUGAGAUGGAAAUGAAGACACCAAGAUUGUUAACAACGUCCUUUGCUUUAAGCUCCUUUGUGUCAAGAAGAGUGGCAAUCCUUUCCUCCUUUUAACAAAUAUAAUUACUUCAGUUUUGUCCCUUUUUGAGACAUCCAGCUGUUCAUUUGGUUGAUAGAUUGACUAGACUCAAUGGGGCCAUUAGGCAACAGGGCUAAGUAAAUGUGUGUGUCAUCAGCAUAGCUAUGAUAGGAAAUCAAAUUGUACUUCAUGAUUUGUCUUAGAGGGAGCAUAAAGGUUGAAUAACAGUGGCCCGAAUAUCGACCCCUCUGGGACACCACAGGCCUGACACCAGUCUGGAGAGAGAGAAGUGGGACUUUUGAAAUGAGUCUCUCUGCAGACACAGAGGAAGGCAAUUCCUCUAAAUCAAAUCAUGCUGCUGCAGAGGAGUGUGUUGCUCCCUACCAGACUGAGAGAGCAGCAUCUUCGAUGCCCAGUUAUGUGUCCAUGAAGAGUGAUCACUACUCCAUGGUGGAUCCAUCGUGUUCCAGUGGAGAAUCUCCUUCCAACCCAGAAGAGAAGACCCAGAGAGCACCAUCUCCAGUGCCCAGCUGUGUGUCCAUGAAGAGUGAUAUCUCCAUGAAGAUACCCCCUGACUUGAGUGAUGACAAACCAUCUUUUAAUCCAAGAGAGAAGACCCAGAGAGCAUCAUCUCCGGUGCCCAGCUGUGUGUCCAUGAAGAGUGACAUCUCCAUGACGAUACCCCCUGACUUCAGUGAUGAGAAGCCUUCUUUUAAUCCAAGAAAGAAGACCCAGAGACCAUCAUCUCCAGUGCCAAGCUGUGUGUCAAUGAAGAGUGAUAUCUCCAUGAAGAUACCCCCUGACUUAAGUAAUGAGAACCCCUCUUUUAAUACAAGAGAGAUGACCCAAAGAGCAGCAUCUGAAGUGCCCAGCUGUGUCUCCAUGAAGAGUGAUAUCUCCAUGAAGAUACCCCCUGACUUGAGUUUUGAAAAGCCUCCAAGUGAGGAGAGGGAAGGUCUGAUCCUUGAUCAGUCCAAGAGUGGUGUAUGUGAGCAGGUCCCUGAUCCAGUUCAGCAGCAGAAUUCUUACCAGCCAGACGAUGAUGUCCUGCACCUUAUUAAAGAGAGACACAAAUGCAAUAUGAAGACCAAGUACGAGAGCCUAUUUGAGGGACUCAAAGUACAAGAGAAUAAAACUCUCCUGACAGAGUUUUACACUCAACUCUACAUCAUUGAAGGAGAGAGUGAAGGGGUGAAUGAAGAACAUGAAGUGUUACAGAUAGAGAAAAUAUCCUGGAAACACUUAAAAGACAAGCCAAUCGACUGCAAUGACAUUUUUGUAAAUACACCUGAAGAAAGUGAAAAAAUAAAAGCAGCACUUACUAAAGGAAUUGCUGGAAUUGGGAAAACCGUCUCUGUGCACAAGUUCAUUCUGGACUGGACUGAGGGAAAUGCCAAUAAGGAUGUAGAUUUCAUGUUCAUGCUUCCUUUCCGUGAGCUGAAUUUGAUUAGAAAUGACCAGUACAGCCUCUAUAGUCUUCUAGUUGACUUCUAUCCAGAACUUCAAGGUGUAGACUCAAAGAUAUAUGACAAGUGUAAAGUUGUGUUCAUCUUUGAUGGCCUGGAUGAAAGCAGAAUUCCACUACAUUUUUCAGACUGUGAGAAGGUAUCUGAGGUUACUGUGGUAUCGUCAGUGGAUGUGUUGAUGACAAACCUCAUCAAAGGAGAGCUGCUUCCAUCUGCUCUCAUCUGGAUAACCUCAAGACCAGCAGCAACCAAUCAGAUCCCCCCUCAAUACAUCAACCGUGUGACAGAAGUUGAGGGCUUCAAUAACCCUCAGAAGGAGGAAUACUUCAGGAAAAGAGUCCCUGAUGAACAUCAAUCCAACAAAAUCAUUUCACACAUUACAACAACAAGGAGCCUAUACAUCAUGUGCCACAUACCAGUAUUUUGCUGGAUCACAGCCACUGUGCUUCAAAAGAUUCUGGAAGAAGAUGACAGGCCAGAAAUCCCCAAAACUCUGACUGAAAUGUACAUACAUUUCCUGCUCAUUCAGACAAAUGUAAAGCACGAUAAGUUUGAUAAGGGAGGUGAGAGAGAUCCAAAGAAGCUCCUACAGUCAAACAGAGAAGUGAUUCUGAAACUUACUGAGCUGGCCUUCAAACAACUGAUGAAGGGCAAUAUCAUGUUCUAUGACGAGGACCUGAGAGAGUGUGGCAUAGAUAUCACUGAGGCUUCAGUGUACUGUGGGUUAUGUACCGAGAUCUUUAAGGAGGAGUCUGUGCUUAAUCAGAAGAAGGUCUACAGCUUCAUACAUCUGAGCUUUCAGGAGUUUUUUGCUGCUCUCUAUGCAUUUCUUUGUUUUACCAGCAAUAACAUGCAGGCAGUUGAUUUCUUCCUGGCAGAUGACGAGGAGUUGAACAAGACAAGUGAAGAAGAUGGAUCUGAGAAAGAUGCAUUGUAUAAACUACAAAAAGCAACGGUUGACAAAGCCUUACAGAAUAAGAAUGGACAUCUGGAUCUUUUUCUGAGGUUUUUUCUUGGAAUUUCACUGGACUCCAAUCAGAGUCUCCUUGAAGGUCUACUGACCCAUACACAGAAGAGCUCUGGGAGCAUUGAGAAUACCAUUAAGUACAUUACAGACAGUGUCAAAGAUGUGAGAAACGAAAAUGUCUACCCUUGUCUAUUUGCUACACGUCAUGUCUCAUCUGAGAGACACAUCAACCUUUUCCUCUGCCUGCUGGAAAUGAGAGACCAGUCUCUUCACAGAGAAAUUGAGGAACUUCUAAAAUCAGAUGAACGCUCAGACGAUAUACUCUCUGCUGCACACUGUUCAGCAAUGGCAUACAUUCUUCAGAUGUCAGGGGAGGUGUUGCAUGAGUUUGACCUUAAGAAAUUCAAUACAUCAGAAGAAGGUGCUCGAAGAUUGGUACCAGUUGUGAUGAACUGCAGAAAAGCGUUAUUUGCGAAUGGUUAUCUCACUGAGCAGUCCUGCAAAAUUCUGGCCGCAGCUCUACAAGCUGCAAACUCACCCUUGAGAGAGCUGGACCUCGGUAGCAAUGAGCUGCAGGAUUCAGGAAUGAAGCUGUUCUUGACUGGAUUGAAGAGCCCAGAGUGUAAACUGGAGGUCUUGGGAUUGGCAUGCUGUAAACUCUCUGAUCAGUCUUGUGAAGCUAUGGCCUCAGUUCUACAAUCAGAGACCCUUCCUUUGAGAGAACUGGAUCUAAGUAAUAAUGAUCUGCAGGAUUCAGGGGUGAAUCUGCUUGUUGCUGGGCUGAUGAAUAACCCUAACUGUAAACUGGAGAUAAUGAGGCUGGCCAUGUGUAAUCUCACUCAUGGGUCCUGUAAGGUUUUUGCCUUAAGUCUCCAAUCUGAAUCCUUGCCCUUGAGAGAGCUGGACCUGAGUAACAACGACCUGCAGGAUUCAGGAGUGAAUCUGAUCUCUGUUGGACUGAAGAGCCCACAUUGUAAACUGGAACUACUGAGAUUGUCUGGCUGUUUAGUCACAGAGGAUGGCUGUUCAUACCUGGCUUCAGCUCUGAGUUCAAACCCCUCACACCUAAUAGAGCUUGAUCUGAGCUACAAUCACCCAGGAGACAAAGGAGUGAAGCUACUCUCUGCUAGACUGCAGGAUCCACAUUGCAAACUGAAGAGACUUAAUGUGGACCAUGAUGAAGUGUUCAGGAUUAUUCCAGGAAUACGAAAGUAUACCUGUGAACUCACACUGGACCCAAACACAGCACACAUGGAACUCUCUCUGUCUGAAGGGGACAGGCAGGUGACCCAUGUGAAAGAGAAGCAGUCAUAUCCCGAUCAUCCGGAAAGGUUUGAGCAGCGCCGCCAGGUGUUAAGUAGAGAGAGUCUGUCUGGACGCUGCUACUGGGAGGCUGAGUUGAGUGGUUUCAGGGCUGAUAUCGCAGUGACAUACAAAAGUAUCAUUAGAAAAGGAAAAGGACACGACCGCGUAUUUGGAUACAAUGACAAGUCCUGGAAUCUAAACUGCUUCAAGAACAAUUACUGUGCCUGGCAUGAUGAUAAUUACACAGAUAUACCUGCCCCCAUAUCUUUGACCAAAAGGGUAGGAGUGUACUUAGACUGGUUGGCCGGCACCUUGUCUUUCUACAGCAUCUCCUCGGACACACACACACUUACUCACUUACAUACAUUCUACUCUACAUUCACUGAACCUCUCUAUGCAGGGUUUGGUGUUUCUAGCUCCUGGGUACGCCUGUGUCCUAGGACAGAUGUUUCCAACUGACGAUGACCUUUAAUAAGAAAUAGUGAUAUAGCCAUAGUGAAACUAUAGUGUAUUAUUAUGGCCACCGCACUUGCGCAGCGUGAUCUGAUUUUGAAUUUUGAUUCUGAACGGGUUUUUUUUUUUAUUAUUUACUGGCAGUUCUUAUUGUCUCAUCUUGAAAGUCUUUGUUUCACAGUAUGAUUUAGCGAUAGUCUUAUAUGAAUUUUUACUUGAUUGUGACUUGUUUGGUGCACAAAAGGAUAUCCCUUGUGUGAGCAUGUGGCUAUUGUGUUCACAUAAAGAAUCCUUAGAGGAUUUAAUGGAUUUAAAGAGUGGCACUAUACCCUAAUCAAAUGGACUUGGACCCUGGCAGCUUUUGUGUUCAUUUAGUGGCACUGGUGUGGUAGUAAGCUUUUUGAGACAUUGCCAGGCUCUAAUCCAGGGGUCGGCAACCUGCGGCUCUAGAGCCGCAUGCGGCUCUUUAGCGCCACCCUGGUGGCUCCCUGCAGCGUCUUCAAAAAUGUAUGUAAAUGAAUGGGGGGAUUUUUGUUUGUUUGUUUUAAUAUGGUAUCUGUAUGAGGACAAACAUUCUUAACGUUUUCCAAUGUUGUAAAAAUGUGCAUAAUGAAUAUUAAAGUUCAACAUUUCUGUCAACGAA